This is a messenger RNA of Leptosomus discolor (cuckoo roller), 1510 nucleotides long. The record is from RefSeq and is a predicted model, not a curated record. Lineage: Eukaryota; Metazoa; Chordata; Aves; Leptosomiformes; Leptosomidae.
AGCAUUUCUAGAAGGCGAGCGAUAUGAAGUAGAUAGGAGCAUCUCUUCAAUGGGUUAUUGCUGUCACGGUGUCUCUCAGUACAGGUUAGGCAUCGCCAUGUUCAUGGUGGUUUUUGCUGUAAUAUCCGGACAAAAGGAACAAGCUGUUGAAUGGUAUAAGAAAGGAAUUGAAGAACUGGAAAAAGGAAUAGCUGUCUUAGUAAUUGGUCAAGGUGAUCAAUGUGAACGGGCUCGACGUCUGCAAUCUAAAAUGAUGACAAAUUUGGCAAUGGCCAAGGAUCGCUUGCAGCUUUUAGAGAAGCUGCAGGCAGUUUUGCAAAUUUCCAAGCCGCAAAUGGAGGUCUAUAAUGACAGUACUAACCUGGCAUGCCGCAAUGGACAUCUCCAGUCAGAAAGUGGAGCGGUUCCAAAAAAGAAGGAUCCCCUAACACACACGAGUAAUUCCCUUCCUCGUUCAAAAACUGUUGUAAAAACUGGAUCUACAGGCCUUUCAGGUCACCACAGAACACCUAGCUACAGUGGGAUAUCAACUUCUGUGUCUAGAACAGCACCUAAUCCUGUAGCUUCAACUCAUAAGGCUGCUCCUAAAAACAGCAGAACAAAUAAGCCUUCUACUCCUACAACUGUUCCUCGAAAAAAGAAAGACUUGAAGAUAUUUAGAAAUGUGGACAGUAAUCUUGCUAAUCUUAUCCUGAAUGAAAUUGUUGAUAGUGGGCCAGCUGUCAAAUUUGAUGAUAUCGCAGGGCAGGAACUGGCUAAACAAGCUUUGCAAGAAAUCGUUAUCCUUCCUUCUCUUAGACCUGAGUUAUUUACAGGACUUAGAACUCCUGCACGUGGUUUAUUGCUGUUUGGCCCACCAGGAAAUGGGAAGACAAUGUUGGCCAAAGCAGUUGCUGCAGAAUCAAAUGCUACUUUCUUUAAUAUAAGCGCAGCGAGCCUAACUUCAAAAUACGUAGGUGAAGGGGAGAAACUGGUGCGUGCUCUAUUUGCUGUCGCCAGAGAACUUCAGCCUUCUAUAAUUUUUAUUGAUGAAGUUGAUAGCCUUCUGUGUGAAAGACGAGAAGGUGAACAUGAUGCUAGUAGACGUCUGAAAACAGAGUUUUUAAUAGAAUUUGAUGGUGUGCAGUCUUCUGGAGAGGACAGAAUACUGGUCAUGGGAGCAACAAACAGGCCACAGGAGCUUGAUGAUGCUGUUCUCAGACGAUUCACCAAACGGGUGUAUGUGUCUUUACCAAAUGAAGAAACAAGAUUGAUUUUGCUAAAAACUCUUCUAAGCAAACAAGGAAGUCCGUUGACCCAAAAAGAGUUGGCACAACUAGCUAGAAUGACAGAUGGAUACUCUGGAAGUGAUUUAACUGCAUUAGCGAAGGAUGCAGCGCUGGGCCCUAUUCGAGAGCGCAGUGCCUUCAUUCCUCCUUCCUCGCCUGUCCCUUCUGAAGAGCUUGUAGCCAUUGAUAGCCGCACUCCAGUCAUGAGAUUCAUCCCACCACGUUUCAGUAAUGACAACCAG